Messenger RNA from Lytechinus pictus (painted urchin), 3472 nucleotides. Its product is annotated as zinc finger protein SNAI2-like. NCBI's taxonomy places the organism in Eukaryota, Metazoa, Echinodermata, Echinoidea, Temnopleuroida, Toxopneustidae. The transcript has 3 exons. Gene Ontology annotation, molecular function: RNA polymerase II cis-regulatory region sequence-specific DNA binding; DNA-binding transcription factor activity, RNA polymerase II-specific. The coding region runs from base 1 to 1131 and encodes 376 amino acids. The record is from RefSeq and is a predicted model, not a curated record. Gene Ontology annotation, biological process: regulation of DNA-templated transcription.
AUGACUGAAGAUGAAAAUAAUGGUCGCGUGGCAGAGAGGUUGGCUAGACAGGCGGCAUGCUGUUACUAUGGCUACUCCAGCGUCAUUCAAAUUCCAUCUGCGAGGUCGGUUGUCUCGGCGACCUCACCACGCAAUCGACCCUUCCACUUCCACACAACAUCUCACCCUUCUCAAGUUGGCAGCAAGGCUAAGCAACGCAGAGGGCGCCCUAGGAGUGAAGCGUCCGCGGACAAGAAGAAACAGAGGAUUCAGCAAGUGACAACCCUUAACAUCCCGUCCACGGAAGGGCUUCUCAAGACCAUGGACUCCUCGCACAGCGGACUUUUUAUUCUAUCUACACUUGCUGAGAAGCUUGACAGCUCGGAAAAACAAUACUACGACCAAUCCCAAGCCCUCUUCUACCCUAAUGAUAUCAGUGGACUUCUAAAUCAAACCCAUAUUCGUCAAGCCAACGCAACUCUCAAUUAUGGUUCCAUCAUAGGUAAUGCUCAACCCGCUGAAGGGUCUGUACCUUCUCGUAAUGACCGCGCCACUACUCCCUCAAGUCCCAUCAAGGCAACUUCACCAUCUAGUAUGGUCGUGCCCCAAACCUCAUCAGAAAGCUCGCCAAUCUCACAUUUCAACAGUCAACCUGGCAGUCCGACGUCGGCAGAAUCGCAACCGAUGGCGGUGUCGCCUUUGAACGGGGCAAUGAUGCCCGGUGGUCAUUCGUGCCCUGAGUGUGGUAAGAGCUACAGCACUUCGAGUAACCUGGCCAGGCAUAGACAGACACACAGAAGCGUUACAGACCAGAAGGCAAGGAAGUGUCCACACUGUGACAAGGUCUACGUCUCAAUGCCUGCACUCAGUAUGCACAUUAGGACACACAAGCUUGGAUGUAAAUGCCACAUUUGUGGAAAGUGUUUCAGCCGUCCUUGGCUUCUUCAAGGUCAUAUCCGUACCCAUACAGGAGAGCGUCCUUUCUCCUGUCCACAGUGUGGUAAAGCCUUCGCUGACAAAUCAAACCUGCGCGCGCACAUUCAGACACACUCCACCGUAAAACCGUACGUCUGUCAAAAGUGCAACAAGGCUUUCGCGCUCAAAAGCUAUCUCUACAAACAUGUCGAGUCUGCGUGCUACAGGACCACUUAGAGAACUAUUUUAAAACACUUCUUGAUCGUCCGUCUAUUUAUGGAAUAUCUUAUGUAUGUUUAUUUAUUGAUGAUGCAAGUAUGCUUCUUGUGGACGUAGGAGUUUCAACGAUAAUUUUUUUUUUUCAAUCAGUUAUCAUUUUGUUGCAUAUUGCUCUUUGAUGACAAUCUUGUUGCGUUACGGGAGCAGAAUUUUAUAAAUCGUUUUCAAUAUUCAGUGCCUUAUGAAUUACAUCGCCUUAAGAAGUGCCUUCAAAUAACUUAAAGAUCACCAAAUUACGCCUUAUAAAUCAUACUUUAUAGUUAACCUUGACUUAUAGCCUUAACAGUAUCAAUGUACUCGCAACUGAUUUAUACAAUGUAGCCUUAAAUUGAGCGAUAAGCUUAUUUAUAAUUAUAGAUAUCACUUUCUUUCAAAUCUGUAUGAUAAAUAAGGAACACAAACUAAAAAUAUUUAGCUACGUGAAAAUGAAAAAAAAAUCGAUGUAAAAGUUUGCAUUUAUGAAUCCAAGAUUAAAAGAAAAUCAUGUAUGCUGAAGAAUGAAACUUAGAUAAAGAUGCCGCCACAAUCGGAUUUUCAUUAUUGCUUGAUUUAACAAUUCUGUUUUCAUUAUAUGAAUGAUUUAAUGUCCUCCUAUCAUGAACUCUUAUCUCUUUAUCAACGCCUUUAAAAAAAUAUUUAGGGCCAGUUCUGUGCUUUCAAUUUCCUUUUUUUAAUAAGAAUCAUUCUCUGAAUAGGUUAUGAGACAAUCCUUGGAAUAUAUAACGGUUUUUUUUUUACCUAACAUGCCUAAAGAAUGCAAUUUCGUAUUACGUAUCAGCUUAUGGCCUUGUUAAUAGACUUCCUUCCCAAAAAUGCGUAUUUUUUUUUUUACAUUAUUACAUUAAUGUUAUAUGUUAAACCGUUGAUAUGUUUUUAUUUUAAUUUUUAAUAAGUCAUUUCCAUUAAUUCAGUGACGUUCCUAUUCAUGAGUAACUUUCCUUUGCAAGAAUAUAUUUUUUGCAAUUAACUACUGAGCUCUUUUGUACAGAUUUCCUUUGUAAAUAUAUAUAUACCUAUUUAUAACGAUGUGGUAAACAGUACAUGAUAAUAAUAAAUGAUUGUUGUAAAUAUAUAAGACUUAUACAAUACGAGAUAGAAUAGAUUGUGAUUUAUUUGAAUGUGAGGAAUUUACGCAAUAUCUUAUUGUGGGUGUAGUAUAUAUUAUUUUUAAUGUAAAUCUUCAAUGUUGUUGCAUAAUAUUGUCUGAUUUACAGCGAUAAGUGCCAACAUGUAACUUGCCGGCAAAGGUGCCUUAUUUUGUAAAUUCGUUUUGUAGAUUAGUUUUUGAAUAAUGUACAGAUUUUAUGUAUUGAAAACGUGAUAGCUUUUUAAAUGAUAUAUUUUUGGUAUGUUUAACGUUGCAGUUACAACUAAAUACCAACUCUAUAGUCCAAUCGAUGAUAUGCCAUUGAAAAUAACGUUGUAGUUCUCAUCAGGCUAGAAUCAGUACGAUUCAACGUAAAUUUCCAUUGAUGCCAAGUGCCAAUGGGGCAAGCGAAGACACUUCAAAAGAUCACAAAAUAAUUUCGAACAACAUGAAGGAAAAGACGAUUUUCAUGAAGACUUGUUGCAAUAUAAAAUCCACAAUUACUACAACAAGUUUUACUCAAAGCCAAAUGAAAGACAAAGAAAUGUCUAUUUCAAUUGAGUUGAAUCCAAUUGAACGCUUUCAGUAGCUUUAAUCUGUUGUUGCAAAUUUGUUAUCCUUAAAAGUUUUAUGACAUUGUUCCCAUGGUCUUGUUGCAAAAAAGGUUACUAUUAAGUUAACUUCAAUAGCAAUUUCUAUGGCAACACGGCUCAACAUCCAAUCAAACAUGUCGAAAUGAAUGAUGUCAAAGUUACCGUAGUAAUGAUUUUCAUGCAACGAGCUCCAGCACAAAUCGACUGAAAUUCUUUUGUUAUUAAAUUUGUAUUUUUACCUUGUAUUACCUUCUGUAAACAUGGUGAAAACACUUGGUGCAUAUCCAGUUACUAGACAAACCAAAAUUGUAAUUAACAGGUCAGUUGAUAAAUAACGGGUAUGAUUUUUUUUCAUUUAAGCAGGCAAAAUUCAUAAAACGAAACCGAAGAGUAUAACGGCAUUGGUUAGAAUCCAAUAUUAACUGUAAGUAUUUCAAUUGAACUUUGUAAAUCUGAAUUUAUCGUUCCUAAACUAUUGUGAGAUCGAUAAACGUGACAGAGUGAGAGUGUGUUUAUUUAUAUACAGUAUGUAAAGAACGACUAAGCUUUAAUUUGUUGAUAUUGAUUUUGUUGAUACGUGAUUUUCUAUGUGAAAUAAAAGAUAGAACUAUGAUACAUG